UAUUAAAGAGAAAGGGGUUGACCUGUCCCAUUCCAACCGCCUCCAUUUCUGAGACGUCAUGAGAGACGGAGGCGAUUCCCUGCCCUCGAUCUCCGCGAACCCCAAGCGCCACUCCCCCUUCCCUCUCUUAGGCAAGGGCCGGUACAAGCUGUGGGUCUGCGCCGCCAUCCUCCUCCUCGCUCUCUGGUCCUUGCUCACCGGCACCGUCACCCUAAAGUGGUCCAUCGGCGGCGCCAACAGCCCCUCCGACGCUCCCGUAUUUGGCGACCUCGACGUCCUGGAGGUGGAGGAGAGGGAGAAGGUGGUUAGGCAUAUGUGGGACGUGUACGUCCACAGCCGCAUUGCUCGGCUGCCGAGGUUCUGGCAGGAGGCUUUCGAGGCGGCGUACGAGGAGCUCGCUGGCGACGAUCCCUCGUCCAGGGACGCCGCCACGUCCGAGAUUGCAAGGAUGUCGAUGCGAAUGGCGGAUCCUGAGCCCAAUCAAGAUGCCAACAAUGGCGAAGAGGAGAAGAAUCAAAGGGACGGAGAUGGCAGGCCAAUGCCGAACUCCUCAUCACUGAAAGCUCAAUCAUAAUGGCGUUAUCCAACUUCAACACAAACCGAUGCGUCAUGUACAAGACAUGUGAACAAGCUCUCAUCUAGAAAUUAAUUUUCUUUCUGAAGUUUAGCUUUGGUGGAUGCUUGAAGUUGGUUCUAUAAUCUGUUAUGGCUCAGUAAUCUUAAUGCAAACUCACCUGAAA
Musa acuminata subsp. malaccensis (wild Malaysian banana) is the source of this 740-nucleotide messenger RNA. RefSeq lists its product as uncharacterized. The record is from RefSeq and is a predicted model, not a curated record. Lineage: Eukaryota; Viridiplantae; Streptophyta; Magnoliopsida; Zingiberales; Musaceae.